Molecule: messenger RNA, 744 nt
Organism: Trachemys scripta elegans
Lineage: Eukaryota; Metazoa; Chordata; Testudines; Emydidae
Gene: C1QL4
Product: complement C1q like 4
Exons: 2
Coding region: 1-744 (247 amino acids)
Molecular function (GO): protein binding
Source: RefSeq, a predicted model, not a curated record
AUGGUGCUGGUGCUGCUGGUGGCCAUCCCGCUGCUGGUGCACAGCUCCAAGGCCACCUCGCAGUACGAAAUGUUGGGCAGCUGCCGCAUGGUCUGUGACCCCUACACGCCCCAGACCCACGGGGCGGCCUCCGCUGAAGCCAGCCAGGAGCUGGCCGUCAUCUCCCCGCCCCCGUUCCUGCCGGGGGGCAAAGGGGACCAAGGGAGGAAGGGCAAGUCUGGGAUCCGGGGGCUGCCGGGCCCCCCAGGGCCACCAGGCCCACGCGGUCCGGCUGGAGAGCCGGGCAGACCGGGGCCGCCAGGGCCACCGGGGCCAGGGCCGGGGGGCUACAUCCCGUCCUUCUACAGCCCCAAGAUCGCCUUCUACGCCGGGCUCCGGAAGCCCCACGAGGGCUAUGAGGUGCUGCGCUUCGACGACGUGGUGACCAACGUGGGAAACUACUAUGAGCCGUCCAGCGGGAAGUUCACCUGCCCCCUGCCCGGCAUCUACUUCUUCACCUACCACGUGCUGAUGCGCGGCGGCGACGGCACCAGCAUGUGGGCCGACCUCAUGAAGAACGGGCAGGUGCGGGCCAGCGCCAUCGCCCAGGACGCCGACCAGAACUACGACUAUGCCAGCAACAGCGUCAUCCUGCACCUGGAUGUGGGGGACGAGGUUUUCGUCAAGCUGGACGGUGGGAAGGUGCACGGGGGGAACACCAACAAAUACAGCACGUUCUCCGGCUUCAUCAUCUACCCGGACUGA